UUAUGCAGAAUCAAAUACGGGGCUAGGUGCACUUUAAUUUGGCUUAAUAUUUUCCAAGUCCAGCUGAUUCCAUGAAACUCAAGAAAAGAAUUUUAUUUCCAUGUGCUCUGAGAUGGAAAACCGCUGACUUUUCGAUAGUACUUUAUAUACUUUUUCUAUCAUUAGAAAUCACACAUUCAUUUUUAAUCUAGACAUGUACCCGUGUAACAGUCGUAACCCUUGUCGUAAUAAUGGUACUUGUAGCAAUGGUUGUAAUGGAAGAUAUUACUGCUCCUGUCCUAAUGGAUACAGCGGUAGUCAUUGUGAAAUAGGUGAGGUGCGCAUUCAAGGAGGAGGGUCCUCAGGUCGAUUACAAGUUCUUCAUGAUGGACAAUGGGGUACAGUGUGUGAUGAUUACUGGUCCAUGACCAACACCCACGUGGUUUGCCGCCAGCUUGGAUUUGAUGAUGCCCUUUCUUAUCAUAUCAGUGGAGGAGGAACAGGACCGAUAUGGCUUGAUAAUGUACAAUGUUCUGGCAGCGAGAGUGCUAUUCAUCAGUGUAUACAUAAUGGGUGGGGAAAUAGCAACUGUGGUCAUGGUGAAGACGUCUUUGUAUCCUGCUAUCGUGAUGACAUGUACCCGUGUAACAGUCGUAACCCUUGUCGUAAUAAUGGUACUUGUAACAAUGGUAAUAAUGGCACGUACACCUGUUCCUGUCCUUUUGGAUACACUGGUCAAGAAUGUCAGACUUACAUGUCGUGUAGCAGUAGCCCUUGUCGUAACGGAGGCACUUGUUUCAAUGGUAAUAAUAGCACGUACACCUGUUCCUGUCCUUCUGGAUACACUGGACAACAAUGUCAGACUUACAUGCCGUGUAAUAGUAACCCUUGUCGUAACGGAGGCACUUGUUACAAUG
Messenger RNA from Actinia tenebrosa (Australian red waratah sea anemone), 896 nucleotides. RefSeq lists its product as uncharacterized. The record is from RefSeq and is a predicted model, not a curated record. Gene Ontology annotation, molecular function: calcium ion binding. Lineage: Eukaryota; Metazoa; Cnidaria; Anthozoa; Actiniaria; Actiniidae. Gene Ontology annotation, cellular component: membrane.